Messenger RNA from Mustela lutreola (European mink), 4071 nucleotides. It is a transcript of the gene WDR5, whose product is annotated as WD repeat domain 5. Gene Ontology annotation, cellular component: Set1C/COMPASS complex. The record is from RefSeq and is a predicted model, not a curated record. The transcript is spliced from 5 exons. The coding region runs from base 1549 to 2691 and encodes 380 amino acids. Lineage: Eukaryota; Metazoa; Chordata; Mammalia; Carnivora; Mustelidae. Gene Ontology annotation, molecular function: histone binding.
CAUUAGGACCGGUCCGACCUGCUCGCUCUGGACCUGGGAAAGAGACUGCGGAGGGGAAGGAUGAUAGCACAGCCAGGACGAGAAACGGUUUCCUGAAUACUGGGGUUGGGAGUGGCCAUUCUGACUCACGGUAGCUGAAGACCCACUGGGCCCCCGGGGAUGCUGGGCAGAACAUGUGUGCGGAUGGACCGGGGGCAGGGGCAGGGAGAGAGCCCAAGGAGGGGAAAUGGGCACCCAAGUCUCCCAAACCGGCUGCCCCCGGGGUCGUUAUCGGGGAAGAGGAAUGAACGUGGCCCCCACUGACCUGGGCUGGUGGGAGCCUUGGGGUCUCUGGGUAGCGUCAGCAGCUGGAAUGGUGACCCAGCAGCAGAGGUGGGCCGUCUAGUGUGGAAGCUGGUGAAGGGUUCCUGGAAGCCCUGGGUCCUGGGCAUCCCCUUGUCCCUCAACUUCCAGAACCCUCCCUCAUCAAUUGCCAUCAGAAUCCAAAGCUCUGGGCUUGGCAUCAGAGGACUAGUGCUUUCCUGCCCCCCAUACCCGGGAGCACACAGCGUUCCUGCUGCCUCCCCGUGGAGCCCUCCUGGGUUUGGCAGACUCCGCUCCCUUGCUGGGAAAAGGAGUAAAGGCCCCCCCUUCAUAGCCUCGUUGUGACGGUGCGACAGAGAACACGUGAACACACGCAACACGCCGAGCAGAGAACGAGACCCCCGGUGCGCCCCCCUCCGCCUCUCAGUGCCACCUGCCGUGAGCGCCCUGCCGUGCCUGGUGGAGGGCCCCGGGCGGCGCGUGCGGAAGGUGCCCAGACAGGUCUGAGCUCUGCUUGAUGAGACAGCCUUGAGAAACACUGUCUUUAUAAAAACUGCUCAUGGAAACAGGUUCAUUUACCAACUAGCUCCCGUUGGCCAAAGCACAGUUAAUGUUCUGGAAAAAACGAUCUCCAGAACGUUCUCCCCUCUCCGCAGUUUUCACCCUCUCUUCCAUUUCUAACUGCGAUUUUUCUGAGCCGAGCCGACCACAACUCGGAAGGGAUAUAAAUGGAUUUAAGACUUCGCCAAUAAAGCCAAUCACCUGCUUUUGCUAAAUUGCUUUAUCUGCUGUGUUCUCGGGUUGUGCUGUUUCAGGGAUGGCCGCCAGGAUGGGUUGCAACAGCACUUAACGGGGCUUCCUCAUUUUCACAGGAAGGAUCGGUCUCCUGGGGAGAGAGGAGGGGAACCGGGUCUGAGUUCUGAGUUCUGGGUACCAAACCUUACCCAGCUCUGCCGGGAGGGUUGGAGGUAUUUUUGAUUUGGGGCCGGGACCUGGGGCGCACAGAUCAGGGGUGUUGCUAGGCUAGAAGGGGGAGUCUGGUAAACUCCGCCAGCACACGCUGGAUUUGGACUUGAGAGCAAUGGGGAGCUGGCUCUGAGUGCUAUCGGGGCGGGGGAGGUGACAGAUCCAGCACUGGGGGUUUUAUUCUGACUGAGCUUCCGGAAGGUUCGGAAAAGACCCCUUGGGAGACAAAACCUGGGGCCAGGAUGGAGAGAAAUGGAUGGCUGAGCCCCCCAGGCGUUGAUGGAGGGGAGACACGAUGGGCUCCGACGCUGGCCCAGGUGGCCAGGAGGAGGGCAGUGUCCUUCAUCCCGCGCUGGUUCCGUUAACCGCCGUAACAAAGGCGGCCCGGGGUGGCGAGGCUCCGAGGCACGGAGAUCCACGCGGAGCUGGGCCAGGGCCAGGGCCAGAGAGCGGGCCCGGCGUCCUCCUCGGGCUCCCCUCAGCUCCCGUGUCCGAGUCCGGGACAACCGCGCGCCCUGCUACCCGAGCAUUGCCCGUCGAGGGCGUCCUUCCGUGCGCGGGGCUCCUGGGGCGCCUUCGGGGUCCCGUCUUGCCCUGGAGAUGGUUCCGCAGGUCGGGUCGCAGCCGCGGAGUGGGCGGACCGGGACCACAGCCGGACCGGGUGUGCGUGGCGGCCGAGAACGCGCGGGACCCCAGAUCCCCGUUCGGCCGAGCCCUCCCCUCUGGGCCGCCCCUUCCUCAUCUGGACUGGCGGGGACACACGUCAGCGACCUGCCUGGCCGACCGCAGAGCGCCGCACUGGAAAGUGCGCGAGACGGACCGACGCCCGCCGACGCAGAGGUUACCGCUCCGCAGGGGAAAGCGCGCUCCGCAAGCCGUCCCUUUAAGGCGUUGGGCCCGCCCGAGGCUUUCUGCCCCUCGCCGCUCCCCGUAGUGCCCCUCCGAGAGGCUGGCUUUGUGCGCUCGCCCCGCCCUGCCGCCGCCCCGCCUCUCGCGCACGCGCACUGCCGGCGCCCCCCCGCGCCGCCUCGUCCAGCUCGGCCCGGCUCCCGCCCAGGCGGCGGCGACGCGACGCCCCGAGCGCCCGCCCCGCCGCCGCGGCCGGCAGCCCGCGCGCAUCUCCCCCUUGCUCUCCGCUGCUGCUCCGAAGACCGACCCCAGACCCCGGCUGGCGCUGGCCUGGCGCGCGACCCGUCCGCUCUCCUCUCCUGCAGAAACGCCCCUACCCCGACCUGCUGCCCGCCCUCCGCCCAGCCCGCCAGGCCCCGUGUCUCCCCGAGAAGCGGGCUCCCCAGGUCCGUUCACCAGGCCCUUCAGACACCCUGGCAGGUGCUGCGCCGGACGCUGCCUCUGAGGUUGGCCCGCCCCCCAGAAGGCAGCACAGCUGCCUUCCCGGUCGUGGACUCCCCGCGGAGCCGGUGACCUGCUACCCCGACGCCUCCCCAGAGUGUUGAUGGAAGAUGCAAGGCUUUUUCCCCUCUUAAGUGGAAACGGGGCGGGGGGCGGGGUGCGUUGAGUCAAGAAAUUGUCUUCUUUGCAAUCCCCCUGAUUUUUCACAUGUUCGUGUUUUGAUAGCCCAAGGGACCGCAGAUUGGGUUUGAGCUGGGAGGGAGGGGUUUGACCCCUUCUCUGGGAGAUUGUUGUGUUCCCAGGUCCUCACCUGAGGGCAGGGAGUCACAGCUCACCUCCCGGUGGGUCUCAGUUUUUGUGUUAAAAGGAGCAGGUCUGCCCCGUGGACCCAGGGAAGCCUCUUCUGUUCCCAGGGCCCUUCUCCCCCACCCCUCCCUCGGCUCCUCUGGUACCUUCUUCAGAUGCUGGGUUUGGUGAAGUCUUUCCGGGCUGACCUCUUUGCUCCCUGCUUGUCCACCCCACCAUGGGGAAGGCAGCUCGGGUUAGCUGCACGGCCAGGUUGCACGAGAUUGAAUCACCAAGCAGCUAGCACUUACUGGGCACCAGCUUCAUGCCGGCAGGUCCAACCCUGGGUGCAAUGAUGCGACCUGCCCCUCCACCGCUCCAGUACUGGGGGCUCUGGGUGCAGCACCGUCCACCCUGGGGUGGGAGCCCUUGCUGCGGGUGGCCAGCCGGGGCCACAUCUGUUGUGCUCUGCACGGCUGGGUCGUGUUGUCCUUUCUCUCCCCUCCCGUUGGAUAAAGAUUUCGGGACAUGUUCUUUUUCGACGGCUUCCAUUUUGCCUCGGUGCGACAGGGAGUCGCGCACGAGCUUUCCGUGUGGGGCACCACGCUAGCAUUUACACCGCAAACUCAUCCACUGAACGGCGCUGCGCUGCCGGGAAUCGGAUGGGAGCUGGAUGGCCAGCGACGUCUGUGAACACGCCCUGCGGCUCCCCCGUUUCGGAGUCCCCAGGUGUGCUUCUAGGAGGCGCAGCCAGGUUCUGGAACCCUGGGCUCCCGCACCGCCGGCAGCUCCCCUUGUCACGCCUAAACCUAAUUUAGCCGCGGUCUCCCCUCCUGCGGCGCGAGCUGGGCUUCGGGGCUCCGAAGCAGGCACGCUGGCCCCGGUUCUCACUUCCCGGCUGUGUCUUGCCAUCGGCUCGCUGGGGACAGGGCGCCUUUUGAGCUGCGGGGGUUCUGGAGGCAGCCUUGUGUCUGUGCCUGGCGGCAGGGAAGGCCCCCCGGGGGGCCCAGACCACUGGGGUGUCUGUUUUCAAACAUGGCGGCUAAGCACCGUGGCAUCACUUGUGAGCGUUGGACGAGUUCCCAAAUUUCUACACCCUGGAGCUCAGUCUCCUGCAGUUUGGGUUGGUUUGGCUUUUUUUUUCUUUUUUCUUUUUUUUUUCGACAU